UACAGAAAGCGUUGGAUGCAUAAGCACAAAGUCUUGUGAAAAUCCUUUCAAGAGAUUAUUCAAAUAAAAUUUGGUGUCUGGUAUUUGCUAAACUUUAUACUUUAAUUCCAGUUCCUGAAUUUACAGCUAAUAUUCGCCUUGACAGACAUCAGAAGAAUACAUCGCCAAAGGUUACUUUGUGCAGCUGGCGAGUAUUUUUAAGCGACGAAUUGAGGGAAACCCGUGAAAAAACCUGAAUAGAUAGCUACUUAGACAAUAGAUAAGAGCAAAGAUGUAUUAUGAUGCUCUCGCUGUCUUUUGAGGUAUUCCACCACUGGUGAAGGAUUAACAAGAUAUUCUGCAAAAUCCCAUUAAUCAAAGAAAGUCUCGCCGCAUUAACAUUCUCAGUCAAACAUUUGAAAUUAAAAAGAACUUUACGCUUCUUUCGGUGAUGAAUAUUUCAGAUCAAAGCUACGUGUUAACGUCAACAGCGAUGGCAAAUAAUUCUGAUAAUUCAUCAUCUCUCCUUGGUGAACAACGAGUAUUGGUUAAUGGCUCUUUAAGGAACCAAACGUUUCCACUCAUCGGGUAUGCCGACCAUUUUGAAGGCACAAUAGAUCUUUACAAAGUAAUUUUGCCAUGAUAGAUGUCUUUGGUAUUGUUGGUAAUUGUCUCGUGAUAGCAACAAUAAUACUCAAUCCUAACAUGAGAUCGACAAUCUAUUACUUGCUCGCAAAUCUUGCUUUUUCCGAUCUGCUCUUUGCUGUAUUGGCACCUUUCCACGUAUCCAUGCUGUUGGAUAACUACAACUGGAAAUAUGGUGAGAUAUUUUGUCGUGUAUAUUACUUCAUCUUUCGUUCCUUCUACACUUUCUCCAUCAUGAAUCUCAUCCUCAUAACGGUGGAGCGUUUCCUGGCGACGAGGUAUCCAUUAUCUUUCCGAGCUAAUCCUAAACGCACCGUGGCAUUGAUUCUUGGCACAUGGGUACUUAGUUUCUUAAUAUCAGCCCCAUUCCUCUCCGUGAUGACGUAUAAGCAAAGAUCUCCGACCUAUGCGAUGUGUUAUCAAAAUUGGUCGAGUACCAUUGCAUCUCGCAGUUACUACAUGUUUGUGUACACGACACUGUAUUUCAUCCCUGCAACUCUCAUGGCCUUCAUGUACGUUCUCAUAUCAAUAACUCUUCGUAAGCAGCCGCUCGGUAUCCUCACGGACAAGAAUGAUACCCAACGGAAACAGUAUAAAGCGAGGAAACGAAUGUCCCUGCUUGUUAUCGUCAUCGUGAUUUCUUUCUUUGUAUGCUGGUCUCCAUGGAAUAUUAUAGAAUUUGUAGAAAGGGGCACUAAUAAAAAAUGGAGAAAUCCUAAGCAUCUACCAGCCAUCAAGAACUACUCCGUGCUCGCAGCAAUAUUUAGCACCAAUGUGAAUCCAAUUCUCUUCAGUUUCAUGUCGUACGAAUUCCGCACAGGAUUUCGAUUCGUCUUCGUACGCAUUUCUUCGUGGUAUCUGAAACGUCGACGAUCUAGUGAAGACUCGCGAACAGGCUCAAGCAUGCGCACGGGGCAAAUGGAUUUAUCCAGACGAUCCUGUAAGCGUAGCAGUCACGGCUAUGAUGGAAACAAAACGGAGGCUCGAGCAUUGGUUUAGGUGAACCGUUUGAGCCGAAAAGAGAUUUUCGAAAUAACACCAAGCGAACUUUAUGAUUUAUGUGCAAUCUAAAACUCUAAAGCCACGACAUCUCUAGUCUACUUUAUUCUUUAAUCCUCCUUUAUAAGUCGCGUGAGGGUCAGGUUUGAUUAUCUUUAUUGUCCUAAUUCACUCAUUAAGGAUAUAAUCAGCACAUGUUGCAAGCAUAUCUUGCAAAUGCUCUCUUCAAUAUAUUCCAGCAUUACUAUAGUUCUAUCCAUUCAAAAUUUAAAGAACUCGGAAGACAUGCGCGUGAAAUUCAUAUUUUUAAAGUAGUUUUCAAUAAUGUUCAUGUACAAUCAUGAACAAUAUUCGCUUAUUUUGGCAAGACUACAAAAAAACCGUGAACAGAUGUUUCACUCAGUGUUGUUUUAUAAAGGAUGUAUCAUUAAUUAAUGAUACAUGCAUUAAAUGAAGGGUGAAACUAAUGGACAACUCAUUGUUCCAAAGAAUUCAAACUUCUUUAAUAAUGAAUUAUCUAUGCACAUAUAAUGGAUAAUUGCAUCACUUUUUCAUAACAUAAAUAAUGUUAUUGAAUGUUAGGGAUGAAUUGAAGAAGAACUAUAACUGCAUUUAACUGCUUAGGGUAGGUUAUUUAAGUUGUUCACAUUCAGAUACAGCCAUUUGACCCUAACGCGCUGAGCUGAGACAAUAUAAAUUGAUACGCGCUGAGCGUCAAUAUAAAUUAAUACAAUUUAAUACUACGGAAGACACAUAUAUGAACAUGAUACACCAUGAAUAAUAUAACCACAAUAUUUUGCUCAAAAUUAACUAGUAUUAUUAAUUAUAGUAUAUAAAAUGAUUGUGUGAAAACAAAGUGUAAUCGCAAAGGUAAUAUGUAUCGGGGAAAGCAACAUUUUAAGAAUUGUAAAUAUUUUAUGCUUAUAAAUAAAUACACUACAUUACAUUGUUGCAUCACUCAAACUAAA
Messenger RNA from Xenia sp. Carnegie-2017, 2591 nucleotides. RefSeq names its product neuropeptide Y receptor type 1-like. Lineage: Eukaryota; Metazoa; Cnidaria; Anthozoa; Malacalcyonacea; Xeniidae. The transcript has 4 exons. Gene Ontology annotation, cellular component: plasma membrane. The coding region runs from base 619 to 1623 and encodes 334 amino acids. Gene Ontology annotation, molecular function: G protein-coupled receptor activity. Gene Ontology annotation, biological process: G protein-coupled receptor signaling pathway. The record is from RefSeq and is a predicted model, not a curated record.